GCGGCAUUCAACUUGGGUAUGUAGCCUCAGACGAGAGCUAGAUGCUUCUGGUGUUACGCGUCGCAGUCAAUCUAGUCAUUCCACCACAUCUACUAAGUACUUGUUCCUCGUUGAACCCACAAUAUUGCAGUGGUCUGACAUCAGCCGAAUUCGUAUCAUAGAAAAUGCCUCAUACCUUUCAGCAGAUGGGGCGCCCAGUCUGCAUGCCACUAAUUGACUGGGAUACGAGUACGGUUUCAAAAAACGCUGGCUGGGUACGAAGGACGGCUGCUGUUCACAAUUUCAGUGAAGUCUUGAAUCGGAUCGAAGUCCGAAAGACAGCACACGAAGUCGGUGAGAUUCUGUUCGUUGUCAGUGACACGGGCAGGACUGAAGGAAGACUGCAGCGAGUCGUGAGAGUGAAAAAAUGGAGUGACUGAAUGUUCCAAGAAAAACAUCUCGGAUUCAAUUCGGGACCAGAAUUUCAUCCAAACCUGUUUGUGUCGAAGUCUAGCCUCGAUGACGAUCAGCAUCUGCCACUGCGGUACCUUGACGAUCUCAAUCCAACGGUACCUGAUGCCAACACCCUUCUCCG
Boeremia exigua is the source of this 574-nucleotide messenger RNA. RefSeq lists its product as uncharacterized. Bases 165 to 419 code for a protein of 84 amino acids. The record is from RefSeq and is a predicted model, not a curated record. NCBI's taxonomy places the organism in Eukaryota, Fungi, Ascomycota, Dothideomycetes, Pleosporales, Didymellaceae. The transcript has a single exon.